Molecule: messenger RNA, 4032 nt
Organism: Monosiga brevicollis MX1
Lineage: Eukaryota; Choanoflagellata; Craspedida; Salpingoecidae
Exons: 1
Coding region: 1-4032 (1343 amino acids)
Source: RefSeq, a predicted model, not a curated record
AUGAGUCGUGGCGACGAGGCAGCCCGGGCUCGGGACGCCCUUUUGGCCGAUCUUGGGCUCGACCGAGCUGUUGCCGCUGAACUCGAGGCCCCAGACAGGCCGAGAUUCAGGCCUAGGGGGGAAGCUUCCAACGCCCUCGCCGAGCUGCAAGGCCAGAACCACGCGGCACUUGCCCAUUUCCCGGACACGAGGUCUGACCCAGUCUGGGCCAGCGCGAGCGACACCCAAUGGCGUUUGCAUGUGGAUCAUCUACUGCACAGCCUCAAUGCAAGGCCCGCUACUGACCGCAUCAACCUGAUCACACCACUUUCCUGUGACACUAAACACCUCUGGUCCGCCCUUGCCGCUGCCGUGCGUUUACAUCCCGUUGUGGCUCUUGAAAUCCCUGCAGAUCAACCCGUGACGAGUCAAAUCCUUUGGCUCAAGCUCUGCCUGCGCCGCUGGCGCCGCUUCCACGCUGAAGCCCUCGCCCGUCAUGCCCUUGCCAUAGCACAAGCCAAUCGGUUUGCCGUGUUUCAAUCCAUCGACGCGGCUUGGGCUCAAUGGAAGGCUGCCUUUUUCCGUAAAACCUUUCCUGCUGAUGCCCUCUGCCGCCACCACCUGCUUCGCUGCCACUGGGACCAAUGGCGCAAAGCCACAGCAGAUCUCCGGCGCGCUCGCUGCCAGCUCCAUCGACGUACACUCCACCAGACUCUCACCAAGUGGAGGCGCUUUUCUGCUGCUGCCCACGCCCGCACCGUUGAGUCCCAGCGCUGGAGCGAUGCCCGGAGUCAAACCCAAGCCCUUCAUCGCUGGUCCCACGCUUGGUUGGCUGCCCUUGAGCGCGAGCGGCAAGCCCAUCACCAAUGGGCUCGAAAUCGCCUUCGGCGCUGGUACCGUCGUUGGGCUCGCCGCUGUGCCUUGGACCGUGCGGCUCAGCAGUACUCCCACCGGCUCUUGCACCGCGCCUGGUUUGCGUGGUACCACCGUCUCAUCCACCAUCAGCACACACUUGCCCAGGCUAUAUUAUGGCACGGUCACACGCACCCGCGUCAGCGGCGCGCGAUUUGCUGGGCUCAUUGGCGCGCUCUCCUCGACCACCAUUGCCAACGCCAAAGCCGCGCCCGAGUUUGGAAUCUUCAGCGUCCCUGGCACCGCUGGCGCGCGCUAACCAUGUACCACACAGCUCGUAUCGAGCCCCUUCGAGCUCGUGCAAAGCAAAUGCAUUCGCAAGGCCUCUUGCACCGCAGCUUGCAAGCCUGGUCAGCUGUCACGCAGCUCGCUCGCCUCUAUCACGCCGUGCAUCAUCGACAUGAGCAAGGUCUUUGUAUUGCAGCCUGGUCACGUUGGCGCCGGGCCUGGCACGAGCGCCAAGGGCUCCAUGCUCGCAUGGACCGAGCCAAUGCCCUGGCACGUUGGGUGGCACAACGCUGGACGGCACACGUGCUGCGCCGCCGCCGUCGCCGCCAAGCCUGGCGCUCCUGGGUUCAAGCCGUGCAGUUGAAAGCUCGCCCCAUUCGCUGGCGCCUUUUCAAGGAGCUUCUUCUGCUAGAGCGACUCCGCUUGCAGGCCCUGACGGCGCAGGCGGCUGCUCGCCAUGUUGUGACCACGCCUGCCCCCAUUCAUGCUCAUGCAGCUCUGCGCCGCACCUGGCACACCUGGCGCCAACAGCUGCUCAAGUCUCGUCAACGUCAACACCAGCUUCAAGAAGCUGAACACCUGCGGGUGCACCAAGGGCUCGCGUGGUCUUGGCAGCGCUGGCGGCUAGUUCACAAUCGCCGACAACAGCUGCUUCUGCUGGAAUCACACGUGCGCGUGCAGCGACAGCAGCACUGCCUGCGUACAGCCCUGCAUCACAUGCUAGCCUGGCGGUGCCACCUCCUGCAGCAAUCGGCGCAGCUACAGGACUAUCGUGCUCGUGGGCGUCUUGCGCACAGCUGGCAAUGGUGGCGCUCUUGGAUGGCCCUGAACCGCGCCGCUCGCCACCACGACUACCACAGGCGGCAACAAAAGGUUUGGCGCUACUGGCGCCACAUUUAUCAGCAGCGUUUGGACGCCCGACACGCUCUCACUUGGCACUUGCACGACACGCUUCGUCGCUGGCGGACCGUCACGCGUGGUCGCCAGCAGCAGCGCAUCAAAUAUUAUCGCUUGCUCCAUCGAGCUUGGCAUGCAUGGUAUUCCGCUUGGCAGGCCCGUGGGGUGCAACUUCAGCGACGCCAGCUCCUCACCGGUGCCGCCUGGUCACUGUGGCGCGCUCGCUGGCACCACCGCCAGGCUUCUUCAGCCCGCGCCCAUGAUCAUGCCCUGGUCCUCGAAGCACACUUGGUUCAGAGACGGGCUUGGCGCUGCUGGAUUCAGCAACACUGGCUGAGAUAUGCCACACGACGACGCGCCUACGCCCUCAUGCAUUGGGCCUGGCGACAAUGGGCCUAUGCUGUGCAGGCGCAGGUGGAGUCUGCAGCAAGCGCUCAGCAGGCUGCCAGAAUGGCGUUGGCGCAGCGGGCGUGGCGGGCGUGGCACGAUGCUUUGCGUGAUCGCGCGUACGCUGACCACUGGCGGCAGCAUCGCGCUUGGUUGCGUUGGCAAAGUGCUUGGCGCUCCAAUCGUCAGAACAAUGAGCGGGCAAGGCUGCAGAUGGAGAUGUUCAUCCUCCACUCGACUUUUACCAGAUGGCACUGCAAUCUCAAGCGGCUUCGCGCCCAGCAACUUGCUCACGUUCACGCUGCUCAACAUCAACGAAUGCAUCACUUGAUCCGCCACACUUGGUUGCGAUGGCGACAUGUCCACCUCCGCCGACAACAGCACGAUGCCACAAGGCUUGGUCUAAUGCAAGCAAGGCAGACGAGGUGUCUGAGGGCACGGGCUUUGAAAUGUUGGCGUUUCAACGCGCGCGCGCGACCUGGGCUUCGACUUGUGGAACAGCGCCGGGCGCGGCGGCACUUGCAGCAUUGGCGCCACUUGCUGCGCCACUUUCUUUACCAAGCCCAGUUGGCUCUUCACCAGCAAAAUAAGAUGGUGUACAUGCACGCCUGGCAACGCUGGAGGCUGGUGUGGCGUACGACAAGCCAGCGCCACCAUCACGAUGCUCAACUGGCAACCCAGACCCGGGCUGCUUGGCUAAGCCGGCAUGCGCUGACGACCCUGAUGUGCCAGUGGCGGUAUCAUGAACAGCGCUUGGCGCUCGUGCAGCAUCAGCUUACUUGUGGGACAGCAUGGCGACGAUGGCAGCGUAUGUUGCACCGUCAUCGCAUUCAGAAGGCUAGUGCUGAUCGAGCUGCUGCACGGCAGUGCUUGCGACGUGCCCUGCAUACUUGGGUCAAGCAACAGUCUCGCCAACUGAUGCGCGUGCAGGAGGCCAUCGAACACCGCCAUCGCGUACUGCGGGGUCACAGCGUGCAAGCCUGGCGCCGAUACUUUCACGAAUUGUCGGUGGCCCGUUGCUUGGAAAAGUUGCAAGCAUGGCGUCGCUUUCGCCGUCAAUUUGCAAAGCAGCAAGAUCAAUCCCGUCAGCUGGCAGCGCUCGCGACGCAGUGGCUGGCCCACCAGGAUCGACAAAGGUGCUUGUUUGCUUGGCUGCACUGGCGCCAGAGGUGGCAACUUGUUCUACAGGCCUCGGACGAUAAGACUGAGGUCCGGCCUGCACUUUCAGGCACAUGGGACCACGUCACGCUUCGCGACAAUGGACCAGUCGCGGAUAUUGGCCGAGACGCUCUGCCUCGUGCCGAACCAGGGACAUGGGAGCUCCCGGCUUCUACCGCCGCCUGGGCUUUACCAUCGAACCUGGGUCGUGUCGAUGAGGAGGAUAGCUGGUUGCGGCAGAGUAUGCGCAGCUGGGCCAGUACGGGUCUGCCCGCGGAUAAGGUGCGCAGUCUUCAUCAGUUUUACCUCGUGUUGAGGCUCAAGCGCAAUGCGGUGAUCCUUCGGAGGUGCUGGCAGCGAUGGCGUACGCUGCGUUUGGUUCGGCUGCAUGCUCGGCUUCAACCCUUUGUUUUACAGGAGCUGGCCUCAUCGGGCCAGUCAGUGCACGCCUUGAGAGCUUCAUCGAGUUAA